Messenger RNA from Physeter macrocephalus (sperm whale), 3916 nucleotides. It is a transcript of the gene GP6, whose product is annotated as glycoprotein VI platelet. The record is from RefSeq and is a predicted model, not a curated record. Lineage: Eukaryota; Metazoa; Chordata; Mammalia; Artiodactyla; Physeteridae.
CUGUCAAUGCCUUGCACCCCGGCGUGGCCAGGACAGAGCUAGGCAGACACACGGGCAUGCACAGCUCUGCCUUCUCCAGCUUCACGCUCGCAGGGGAUGUUGUCCCUCUUCGGCAAGGGGUUUAAAGCCCCAGGCUGUUCCAUCCACGGGUGUGUCCUGCUGCGAAGAUUUGCUGCCCAGUUGGCUGUGCUGCACGGUGUGGAGCUGUGGGCUUAGGCACUGCCAUGUCCCUGGGGGUCAUUUUUCUGCUUGCACUUGUGUUUUGCUGGGAUCAGAGGAUUCGGGCACAAACGGAUCUACCUGAAGUCUACCUAAAUCCUCCUGGAGAGGAAUACCUUGCCAUUGUGACUGUGUCUUCAGUCAUCAGCAUUCUGCCUUUCCUCUUCCUCCUUAUCUUUCUCCUCUGCCGGUGCUGGUGUCGAGCCAAAAACAGAGCCACUGAGGGUGACACCAAGAGCCAAGCGAAUGGUAACAGCUCCAGCCCAGACAUGGACUUCCAGGAAGAAAAUCAACAUGAUGUCUCAGUGGCUCUCCCGCCUGAGGAGGAUGGACCAAUGGACAUGCAUCCCGCACCCAGGGCUUCCCUCCUGGCUGCACAGCUCAGGACAGGCCGAGGAACCAUGUCCCCAUCCAUGGCUGCCUUCUUCUGGCUUGGGCUGUGUCUGGGGCAGCUGAUACAGGCUCAGAAAGGCCCACUGCCCAAGCCCUCCCUCGAGGCCCGGCCCAGCUCCCUUGUGCCCCUGGGGAAGCCGGUGACCAUCAGCUGCCAGGGCCCUCCAGGCGCGGACUUGUACCGCCUGGAGGAACUGAAGUCCCGCAAGUAUUUGGACCAGGCGGAGCUCUCCAUCUCGGCCAUGGAACAACGCUUCGUCGGACGCUACCGCUGCUCCUAUCAGAGCGGGACCACCUGGUCUCCCCCCAGCAACCAGCUGGACCUGGUUGCUACUGGAGUUUUCACCAAGCCCUCGCUCUCAGCCCAGCCCAGCACGGCAGUGGCCCCAGGAGUGGACGUAACUCUGCGGUGUCAGAGCCAGUAUAGUUUUGACCAAUUUGCUCUGUACAAGGAGGGGGACCCUGGGCCCUUCAAGACACCUGAAAGGUGGUACCAGGCUGAUUUUCCCAUCACCAUGGUGACUGCUGCCCACAGCGGGACCUACCGAUGCUACAGCUUUUCCAGCAGAUCUCCAUACCUGUGGUCGGCCCCCAGCGACCCCCUGGAGCUCGUGGUCACAGGGACCUCUUUUACCCCCAGCUGGUUGCCCACAGAACCACCUUCCUCUGUAACAGAAGCCUCCAAGAAGCUGAACCACUCACUCGUGAACGAAGUUUCCACCACUGAAACUUCUAGGAAUAUCACCGUCCUUCCAAAGGAGUCAGACCCUCCAACUGGUCUUGCCUUCCAGUAUUACACUAAGAGCAAUCUGGUCCGGAUAUGCCUUGGGGCUUUGCUUCUAAUACUCCUGGUGGGGCUUCUGGCCGAAGAUUGGCACAGCCGAAAGAAACCCCUGAUGCACCGGGUCAGAGCUGUCCACAGGCCACUCCCACCCCUCCCUCAGACCCAGAAGUCACACAGUUGUCAGGAUGGGGGUCGACCAGAUGAUCGUAACUGAGGAUACCAUCAUUAGAAUCCCAAGGUUUGGUUGUAUCUAAGAGAUAGGUCAUGGGAGUGGGGAGGGGACUUGGUGUGGAGUGUGAGAGUAAAAGGAUCGAGCCUACAGCUGUGGGAAAGGAGGGCGGGGGCUGUUCUUCUUGGUGCCCCCGUCAAGGAGUUGGUGAGUCAGUGUCUAUUUGGCUCUGUGUCCUAGCACUCUCUUUGUUCGGGAUAGAAGGAACCUAGUGGAUGCCAUAGCCUCCUCACUGAUAUCUUGCUCAUUGUGGACCUUAAUUGGGCCAUCACACUUAUCUCUUUCUUCAGCCUUCCCUAAUAUGAGUUCCAGACUGACUUCUAAUAUUCCCACCUCUCACAGCUGACCUGUUCUAUCCUUUGCACAAAACUCUCCCACGUUUCCCCCGUGCCCACCCCGUGCUUUUUUUUUUUUUUUUUUUUUUUUUUGCUUUUUUUUUGAACUGGAGUAUAGCUGAGGUACAAUGUUGUGUUAGUUUCUGGUGUACAGCAAAGUGAAUCAGUUCUGUGCUUUUUUUUUCUGAUUAUCCCCAAACCUAACCCUUGCUCUAGCCCUGUCUUAAGCUGUAGUCUGAAAAAUCUCCUUCUGUUUCUCGAGAUGUGCCUGGUUCUUUCAGGCUUUGGGGCAUUCUGUUCUUUCCCCUUAGAAUAUAAUAAUAAUUAUAACCAACAUGCCAGUGGCUCGCCUUUAUAUUAGAAAAAAAGUCCAAAGUCCUAACUAAGUUUGUGCCAAAGGCUAGACUAUGUAAAUCCAUAGGGAUAGAAAACAAGAGUGGUGGUUGACAGGGGUUGAGGCGAGAAAGGAAUGGGAGUAAUUACAUAAUCAGUAUGUUUUUAAGAAACUUUCGCAGUGAUGAAAAUGUUUUGGAAUUAGAUAGAUAGAGGUGGUGGCUUCACAACAAGGUGACUGUACUAAAUGCACUGAAUUGUUCUCUUUAAAAUGGUAAAUUUUAUGUUACAUGAAUUUCACCUCAAUAAAAAGAAACAAAAACCAAACCCUGCUCUUUAACACCCAUCCAUCUCUGUAUGGGGUCACUUGUCCUAGGGAAUUAGGUGAGGUACCCCAGGAAUUCUUUCCCUUCCCUGUUGCCAGACUCCAGCACCCUGUCGGGGGCUGCCUCCUCCUGCUCAAUUGAAGCCUCUCAGCUGCUGACACCGCUGAAAUCCAAAGUCUGGCUCUUCCAUGACUAUGACUCUUGUACACAUUUGGGGUUCCAGCUCCUAUCAGAGAGAACCUCGGACCCUGACUUUGGUAGGUAACUUUUCCCAGGGGCCAUGAUGAAGAUUGGCAGGAACUGGGCAGCAAGGCAAGGCAGGCAAAUCAGUGUGAUCACGAACAUUUCUUCCCCAUUCCCCCUGCUAGGCUAAAUUCUCCCCAAACAAAGUAUCUUUUCUCUAAGGUUGGUCAGAAUCCAUUAAUAAAUACGACUUUAUCCAUGAAUGCUUUCACCUUUAUUUCUCUUGACAUACUUGAGAUAUAGACAGUUCAUCCACGGCAGGGUUAAGUGAUGUGUGUAUGUUUUAUGUAAACUGGAGGUACAACCACGGCUAAAAUGACAUCUGGCUCCGCAACUGACAUCACUGAGAAGGAUCCUAGGAAGUUCACCAUCACCUUGACGAUUGAUCCAGGACUUUAUUGGAGAAUGAGUGACUCCAGGGGGAUUCAGAAACUGAAAGCAUGAGUAGAAGAAAGUUGAGAAUAACAGACAACAGCAAGGACCAGCAACCUGUGGCCAAUGGCUGAAUCUGGCCCACCACUUGUUUUUGUCAAUAAAGUUUUCUUGGAACACAGUCAGCCCAUUCGCUAUAUAUUGUCUGUGGCUGCUUUCUUUCUGCAAUGGCAGAAUUGCGUAGUUGCUACGGAUAAUAUAUUUCCUGCAAAAUUGAAAGUAGUUACUAUCUGGCUCUGCAGAAAAAGUUUGCUGACCCCUGGUUAAGAGUAUGUGCUCUAGGGCUUACCCUGGUGGCGCAGUGGUUGAGAAUCUGCCUGCCAAUACAGGGGACACAGAUUCGAUCCCUGGUCCGGGAGGAUCCCACGUGCUGCAGAGCAACUAAGCCCCGUGCACUACAACUACUGAGCCUGUGCUCUAGAGCCCGUGAGCCACAACUACUGAGCUCGUGUGUCACAACUGCUGAGCCCACGUGCUGCAACAACUGAAGCCCGCGUGCCUAGAGCCCGUGCUCUGCAACAAGAGAAGUCACCGCAGUAAGAAGCCCGUGCACCUCAACAAAGAGCAGCCCCCGCUCGCGGCAAGCAGAGAAAAUCCGUGCGCAGCAACGAAGACCCAACAC